AUGGCUCAGCCCGCGCCGGGCGCGAUGCUGUGGUCGCCGCCGCCGCCGUGGAGGCGGCGUCGGCGGCGGCGCGGCGACCGCGGCGGCGACGACGGCGGCGACGAGGCGACCGCGGACGACGACGACGACGGAAACCAUCAUCGUCGUCACCUCCGGCGGUGGACGACGCGCCGCCGCGUCGGUCCUCCGCGUCGUCCGUGCGUCGCGAGCGCGACGCUGACGGGCGCGACGCCGGCGCCGGCGUCGACGCCGGCGUCCUCCUCCUCCACGUCGGCAUCGUCCGCGCCCUUCAAGCUCCUGCCGCUGUGGGAGUCGCGCCCGGGGGCGGAUCCGCAGCAGUACGCGCUCGACCGCGGCGUCGUUCGGCUCCUCCUCCCCGAGGAAGCGGACGCGCUUCGGUCCGCGGGGCCCGGCGAGAGGGGCGGAGACCGCGAGGGAGGAGAUGCGGGAGACGCGAGGAGCGCGAUGCGCGUCCAGUGGCGCCGCGCGGAGCGGACGCGGCGCCGCGUCGUGGACGCGUUCCUGCCGUGCGCGAACGCGGUGACGCCCGAUUACUGGGCGUACGCGAAAUUUCGCUUCGCGCAACGCGUGGCGUCGUCGUGCAUCACCGUCUUCGCGACGCAGCAGAUGCUCCAGGCCGUGGGGCUGGGCGCGACGCGGCGCCUCCCCGCCGCGGCGGCCGUGAACUGGGUCCUGAAAGACGGCCUCGGGCGCCUCGGGAAGCUGUCCGUGGCGACCAACUUUGGGCGAGAGUUUGGUGCGUUCUAUACACUGGUCCCCAUACGACCGCGUUGGCGUGGUGAACGCCGAUCCUUAAGGACUUUUCCCGGCGGUUCUCUCGCCCACCACACGGUUUCAAUCCCCGCCCUCGGCGCCUUUCAACUCCAUCUGACGCCUUUCGACUCCACCCCGACAUUCGCUUGUAUGAAACGACCCUCAGACUCGGACGUCAAGCGAUUUCGAUUCACGUCCUCGGUGGUGUACGACUGCGCGUCGCUCAUCGAGAUGAUCACGCCGUUUUACCCGUCGAAGUUUUUGUUGCUCGCCACCAUCGCGAACGUGGGGAAGAGCGUCGGGAUAACGACCGCGAACGUGGUCAGAGCGCCGAUUCAGAUGUCGUUCGCGUUGGAGGAAAACCUCGCGGAGAUCGCCGCGAAAACCUCCGCGCAGCAGGUGCUCGCGGAUAACAUCGGCCUCGCGCUCGCCGUCGUCGCCACCGGCUGGACCGGCAAAAUCGCGAACCCGCGGCUUCGACUCGCGGUCCCGCUGCUCGCGUUCGCGCCGCUCGCGUCCGUGGACUUGUACUGCAUCUACCGCGAGCUCAAGUCCGUGCGGCUGCGGACGAUAAACAAAGAGAGAGGCGAGAUCAUCGCCGCGGGGUUCGUGGAGACGGGAACGAUUCCGAGCGCGGUGAGCGUCGCCGCGGCGGAGCGUCUCUUCAUUCCCGCGCGCAUGGACGAGAGUUCGCUGCCUCUGAAGAUCACGCACCUCGCGGAGGCGUGCCCGACGCCCGAGGCGCUGCGCACCGCGCUCGGGGACGACCCGAGCCGGCCGUACUGCCUGACGUACUUGCCGCCGCGAGGGAAGAAGGGCGUGGGGAGCGUCCUGGGCGGCGCGUUGAGGCGCGUUCUAUUUAUUUCACACCGGACGACUCUCGACGCGUUGGGGGGCUGGGAGAAGAAAAAGCGCGGCGGCGGGCUGAAAGGCAGCGCGUUCAUCGCGCUGUCCGCGCGCGCGAGCAGCAGGGACGUCAUGCAGGCGGUGCUUCAGGUGGCGCAUCUGCGGUGUCUGCCGUUCCGAGUGGACCUGAGCGCGAGCGAGGGAAGGGAGUGGGCGACGAGGGAGAGCGCGACGCGGGCGGCUCGAGACGUCGACGAGUUCAUGAGGCAGCUCGAGGAGAACGAUUGGCAGACCGGGAAGGUGUUGCUGUCGUCCGCGGAGAGGGCGCCGUACGCGAUCGAGGGAGGGGCGGACGCGCUCACGAGGGCGCUGGCGGGGACGGAGGGGACGGAGGGGGCGAGGGGCGGCGAAUCGCGAUAG
Messenger RNA from Micromonas pusilla CCMP1545, 2040 nucleotides. RefSeq lists its product as uncharacterized. The transcript is spliced from 3 exons. The coding region runs from base 1 to 2040 and encodes 679 amino acids. The record is from RefSeq and is a predicted model, not a curated record. NCBI's taxonomy places the organism in Eukaryota, Viridiplantae, Chlorophyta, Mamiellophyceae, Mamiellales, Mamiellaceae.